This is a messenger RNA of Passer montanus (Eurasian tree sparrow), 868 nucleotides long. RefSeq names its product kallikrein-15-like. The transcript is spliced from 3 exons. Gene Ontology annotation, molecular function: serine-type endopeptidase activity. Gene Ontology annotation, biological process: proteolysis. Bases 1 to 648 code for a protein of 215 amino acids. The record is from RefSeq and is a predicted model, not a curated record. NCBI's taxonomy places the organism in Eukaryota, Metazoa, Chordata, Aves, Passeriformes, Passeridae.
AUGAACUGGUCCAAACGGGUUUCUACUGGUUUUAAUGGGUUUCUACUGGUUCUAACUGGUCCAUACUCAUUCUUCGGUACACCUGGGCACACCUGGGUACACCUCGGUACAGCUGGGGUAUGCCUGAGGGGGAUACAACACACCUGGUCACACACCUGGGCACACCUGCGCGUGCUGGUGGGGCGGAGCUGGGUGCUGACCGCCGCCCACUGCCGCACCGACAGCCCCCUGCGGGUCCUGCUGGGCGGGCACAACCUGAAGGAGCGCGACGGGGCGGAGCAGUGCCUCACCUGGGCGCGCGCCUUCGUGCACCCGCGCUACCUGCCCGGCCGCCAUGACAGUGACGUCAUGCUGCUGCGCCUCAGCAGCCCCGCCCACCUGAGCGCGCGGGUGCAGCCCGUGGCGCUGCCCCGCAGGUGUCCCCAGGUGGGGGACAGGUGCGUGGUGUCCGGCUGGGGCAGCACGCGCAGCCCGCAAGUGUCCCAGGGUGACUCUGGGGGCCCUCUGGUGUGCGAGGGGUACCUGCAGGGCGUGGUCUCCUGGGGGCUGCAGGUGUGCGGCCAGCAGGGCAAGCCAGGUGUGUACAGCCGGGUCUGCGCCUUCACCGCCUGGAUCCGCCGCACCAUCCGUGCCAACGGCGGGGACUGAGACACCUGGGCCCACCUGAGAUACCUGGGCGCACCUGGGGGGCACCUGGGGGGCUCCUUGGCCUCACCUGUGACACCUGGGAGGCUCCUUGUGACACCUGGGGGUCACCUGGGGCUCACCUGGAGCACCUGGGGCUCACCUGGAGCACCUGGGGGGCACCUGAGGGGCUCCUUGGCCUCACCUGUAACACCUGAAUGGCUCCUUUUAACACCUGAGUGGU